AGGCGCGCCCGGCGGCUAGGACCCGCCUCCCGGGUUCCAGAGCGACCCCGCCCGCCCGGGCCGCGUCCUUGCGCGCGGGCCGGCUGCGGCUCCCAGGCAGGAGCCGGAGGAGCAGGUGGGGGCGACGGCCCCGCCUCCGCGUCCCGGCAGCCCCAGAGCUGGCGGCCGGGGCGUGAGCGGCGCUCACCGAGCGCAGCAUCCAGCGAGGCUUGGCCCCAGCGGCGCCGCCUGGAGCACGGACCCUGCGGGACAGAGCCCGGAGCCUAGAGGCGGCGGCGGCGGCGGGGACGUCGGCCAGAGACGAAUCCUGUCCUGUCCUCGGCACGGCCAGCGGCAGAGCAGAGACCAUUCUCCUGGGACCAUUCCUAAGGAAGAAACACCCACGCUGUGACAUAUGCCACUGCCACCGCCACUGCCACCUCUGCCUCCACCUCCCCCCCAGCUGGGGCCUCCUCCGCCUCCCCCACCAUCAGCGCCCCUGGUAAGUACAGAUGCUUCCAGCUUGAGAAAGGCAGAUCCCAAAGGUCGGAGUGCACUGUUGGCUGAUAUCCAGCAAGGAACUCGCCUACGAAAAGUCACGCAGAUCAAUGACCGCAGUGCCCCACAAAUAGACAGUUCUAAAGGAACCAACAAAGAAGGAGGAGGUCCUGCAAACUCUCGAGGCGGGAGCACGCCCCCAGCCCUGGGAGAUCUGUUUGCUGGUGGCUUUCCAGUGUUACGGCCAGCAGGCCAGAGGGAUGCAGCAGGCGGCAAGACAGGGCAGGGCCCUGGCUCCCGAGCGCCUUCUCCCCGGCUUCCCACCAAAACUAUCAGCGGCCCGUUCAACCCCCCUGCAUCUCCCAGGCUAGGCGACGCCUCCGAGGCGCAUGGCGCGGCCUGGACGGUCCCUCCUCGCCCCAGCAUGCCCGCCCCACCUCCCCCGCCCUUACCCCCGGCCCUGCCCCCGUCCUCCCCCGCCAAAGCCCCGCUGGUGUCCCCACCUGGCCCACCGACUAAGGGGAGCCCCCCGGUGCUCGCACCCCCUCUGCCCUGUGCACCGCCUCCUCCACCCCCGCCGCCCCCGGCCUUGGCUCCCAGUGACAAGGCGGUGAGGCCUCAGCUAGCCCGCUUGCACCUACCGCCCGUCCCCCCGCCGCUCCCUCUCCUCCCACCUUGCGGGUACCCUGGGCUCAGUGCGGACGCUGCCAGCCCUGCCGAAGAUGUGCCGGAGCCUCCCGCCCCGCCGUUCCCGCCGCCCCCACCGCCCCCGCCGCCCCCGCCGCCCCCACUCCCCGCUUACGCCCCACGCACCCCCAGAGCCUCUCUGCCUGCGCCCCCUUUGCCAGGCGCUAACGACAGCGGUGAAGCCCCACCCCCGCGGCCCCCCAAGUCCCCGUGCUUCCAGGCCCAGCCCCCCGAGCCCAGUGUGCAGGCCUUGCCGGCGCCGCCCGCCCUUCCGGGGUCUCAGACGUUCCCGCAGAAGAAGAGGCCCGGCCGAGGCCCCGGGACCAGUGGGGGAAAGCUGAACCCACCCCCAGCACCCCCCGCGAGGUCACCCACCACGGAGCUUUCAAGCAGGAGCCAGCAGGCCCCAGCCUGGACCCCGACCCAGCAGCCUGGAGGUCAGCUGCGGAAUGGAAUCCUGCACAUCAUCGAUGACUUUGAGUCUAAAUUCACGUUCCAUUCUAUGGAAGAUUUUCCUCCUCCGGAUGAGUAUAAACCAUGCCAGAAGAUUUACCCCAGCAAGAUUCCCAGAAGCCACACACCUGGUCCCUGGCUCCACACUGAGGCGGCCGGCCAGAGCUCCGAUGACAUCAAAGGCAGAAAUGCUCAGUUAUCCCUAAAGACACUCUGGUGAGAAGACAGAUGAAGCCAACGUCCUGUGAGCCACCUGGGGGUCCAUAUGGCGGGGUGGACAUCCCCAGGAGAACGUCAGACCUCACCAUUCUCAAGUUGUAAUUCAGUUGACAUACAGGCUCUGCAUGGAGCAUUUAUUUAUUGUAAAUACGUGAUUUGCACAGGCUUUAAAUCAGUAUUAUAGUCGAUUUUUAUUUGAGUAAUUUAAAAAGCAUACACAUCAUUUCUCCAUUGUUUAAAAUGCGUCUUGGCAUUCAUCUGUCAGCACAGAUGAAAGCCCUGUCCCCACCACAGAGCGUCCAUUCCAUGACUGUAAAUACGCAUGCAGGCUGGCCCUCCCUAGGUUCGGAACCAUUUUUAGAAGAUUCCUUAGUUUCCCAAAGUCAUAGUAUCCACAGCAGCUUCUUAUUGGCAUGAUUUUCUAGUCUCAUCACACAAACUGCAAAAUCAAACCAGAUAAUGCCUUAUACAUGACGCGGCUCACAGAGAGUAAUGUGUCACCACACCCAGACGAUGCCACACGGCCUCCAGUGAACGAGAUGCCACGUCUCGUUCCCGUCUUGCAGUACAGGGAUUCUUUUGCUGCCUAAUGUAAACAUAACGCAAAUCAAAGGCAAGAGCGGGCUUGGCCUCUCCAAGGCCGACCACAGGGCCCCUUUUGUGUCUGAAUGAUCCUGCAAGUAGCCAAUGCUCUUACUGUUUACACCGCCCCCCGUGCCCAAGUCUGCAUGGUGUUCCUCCUGUCUCUCCAAGUCCCCAGCCUCAUCCUGGCAGACAAGGUGAGGUGAGCUGUAUGAGAUUUCAGUAUUUUCCCUGCAAGUUAGAAACCUGUGUAAGUCAUCAUGAGUAAAUUCCUAAUUCUG
Eubalaena glacialis (North Atlantic right whale) is the source of this 2699-nucleotide messenger RNA. It is a transcript of the gene WIPF3, whose product is annotated as WAS/WASL interacting protein family member 3. NCBI's taxonomy places the organism in Eukaryota, Metazoa, Chordata, Mammalia, Artiodactyla, Balaenidae. The record is from RefSeq and is a predicted model, not a curated record. Gene Ontology annotation, cellular component: WASH complex; recycling endosome; early endosome. Gene Ontology annotation, molecular function: actin binding; alpha-tubulin binding; gamma-tubulin binding. Gene Ontology annotation, biological process: exocytosis; retrograde transport, endosome to Golgi; endocytic recycling. Bases 395 to 1837 code for a protein of 480 amino acids. The transcript is spliced from 9 exons.